UAGCAUAGAUUUAGAUUAUGGAUCUACUUACAUAAUUUUUUUUUUCUUUUACUCGAUACAUCCAAAGCUUCAUAUAACUAUAUCCAUAAGGAACGUUAUAUUGCAAAUAUUUAUAAUAAUGCAGUAAAAUAAAAAAAUGCGUGACGCUUAUCACCAGACAAAGUCGAUAUUCGAUAAAUUUGAUAUGUUGUAUUGAUACAAGUUAGAAGAAAAUAAAGCAGUUUUAUAGGGAGGUAAACUUUUACCCAGAUUUCCAAAUUAUGAAUAAGCAAUUCAAAUGACAUCUAAAGAAGGUCCAAGUUUACAGUCAUCUAGUAAAUGUAAAGAAGACCUCUCAGAAAGUCCAAGUUUACAGUCAUCUAGUAAACUUAAAGAAGACAAUGAGCUUUAUUUCAUAACAUCCUGGCCGCCAUGUGAUGAAAACCCAAUAAUUCAGGGUGAUGAUCCAGCUGGUAGCUACAGCAAAGUUUUUUACCAUGAUCAAAAACAGUGUGGUUCAGAAGAUAACCUAAUAAAUAAUGCUGCAGCUUCAGUUAUGAGACUAGAGAAUAAAACAGCAUAUGAAAUUGAGUCAGUUCCUGCAAUCAAAAAGUUUAAAAGGUCAUCUACUGCUUGGGAAGAUGAAGAUAUAAACAUGCAGUAUGCCAUAAGUAUUCUUGCGACAUGGUGGAAAAAACAAGGCCAGAAGAGUGUGAAAGGAAAGUUUUCUUCAACUUCUUCAAAUCCAUGGACAGUGUUAUAUAGUGUUCUCAGAACAAAAGAAGCUAAAUGUUUUUUGAAAGAAAAAGUAGUAGAAUUAAAGAACGGGUUAGCGAGAUGUUCACCUGUAGCAAGAACUUCUUGUUACGUUGCGCUUGCUUCUUGCUACGAAGCGUUAGAAGAGUACAACACAGCAGAAGAACUUCUGAAGAAAGCUGUCAUCUCAUCAUCUCAUAAACAUAAUGAUAUACUGUGGCUACUUGCAAAAGUUCGAAGGCAGUUAAACAUAAAACAUCAACAACAAGUAUUGGCUCGGCAACUGAAAGCAGAACAGAAUCUGAAACUCAGAAAACCCAGAUAUGUAGAGAGAAGAUCGGCAGCUGACCUUACGGUUGAAGAGUUUCAUCAGAAAUAUGCCAGAACAAGAACCCCGGUCGUGAUACGAGACGUUGUCAAUAAAAUGAUCCAAGAGGAGUGGAACUUAAACUUUAUAUGUAAAGUUGCAGGAAAGAAGAGAGUAACUUUAAGGAAAUUGGUUCCCAAUUCUAUAGAAUGGGCACGGCUCGAAGCUGAUUUAGAUAUGACAGUUGAAGAAUUCAUCGACUCAGUAGUAAACAUGGAAUCAGAAAAAAGAUAUUUAUUUGAUUGGAGCUUACCUCUGCACUGCCCAGAACUAGCAGACCAAUUGAUAGUCCCAGAUUAUUUUAGAGAAGACUUUUUAAAGCAAACCACUCCUGGUUCAUUGUACAGGGACAGUUGGCCCAGCCUCUUCGUUGCCCCGGCUGGAAUAACCAGUGAACUUCACGUCGAUGCAUUUGGCUCAAAUUUCUGGAUGGCAUUGUUUGUUGGUCAGAAACGCUGGACAUUCUUCCAAGAAGAGGAUACAGCAAAGCUAUAUCCUAGGUAUUUUCAUUCGUUAGAUCCUGUCUUUGAUGUAGACCUUUCUGACCCACGACUGGACAAGUUUCCCCUUUUAAGUCUUGCACAGCCAAUGGAGUGUAUAUUACAGCCAGGUUUGUUAACUUACCGUACACAUCCCUAGGCGUGGGUAUUACAGCUUACUUAUAAAGUUCUUCAAAAGUAAUUGGCUUAUUGUGUGGGAAUAACGUUAACGAGGAGUAAUAAAUACCUUUGUUUCUGGUUACACAUCCACAUAACUUAUCUGUAACCCCAAGUUUUAUUAUUAUUUUUGUACAAAUUGUGACUUUUUUUUGACAAUUUUGAACUGGAAACAUUUUUACAACAUCAGAUUGAAGACCAGUGUAUUUACAACCUUACAUUUUGCAAUGGAAAUAUGAAAUUGUUGGCAAACAUUGGUGUUUUAUGAAUAUCACAAAGACAACAGAAAUAUCACAUAAACAGACAGAAGCAGCUGUUGCUACAUGACAACAUUUUCAUACACUUGUUCCAAAAUCAGAAUGGUAUUACAGUGGAAUUUAGCAGCAACAUUUAAUAUCAUCAUUCACCUGUUAUCGUUUGGAUUAACAGAAGCCUCAGGAAAACUGGGAUCGUCUCAGUUUUUAAGCCUUUUUUUUAAUCACAAUUAGAAAGAGUAAAAUGUUAAAUUAUCCAAGUUUUUCCACCUCAAUGUAAGUUUCAUAUAUAUGGUUUGUUAUUAUACAUGGCUCCUUUAACUUUUACUUGGAGAAUCACCCGACAGGUAGGUCGUGUGGUACAGUGUUUCCUCCUACUGUGCUGCGUUUUCGUAACCCUACUUACUGUAGUCCUGAAAAUAAAA
This is a messenger RNA of Limulus polyphemus (Atlantic horseshoe crab), 2437 nucleotides long. RefSeq lists its product as uncharacterized. Gene Ontology annotation, molecular function: sequence-specific DNA binding; histone H4R3 demethylase activity. Gene Ontology annotation, cellular component: nucleus; cytoplasm. Bases 278 to 1741 code for a protein of 487 amino acids. Gene Ontology annotation, biological process: protein hydroxylation; positive regulation of translational termination; negative regulation of gene expression. Lineage: Eukaryota; Metazoa; Arthropoda; Merostomata; Xiphosura; Limulidae. The record is from RefSeq and is a predicted model, not a curated record. The transcript has 9 exons.